AUGGAGAGCAUGUGCUUGCAGCGUAUGCAUCCGUGGCUUGCGAGAAAUUUCAGUUGCGCGGUGGUAAGAUACAAUUGUUACAAAGAGGGCGUAACAAAGAUCAUAUUCAUGCAUUGCUCAGCGUUUACGAUGCCCCCGAUCAUCCGCGAGUUCUCAUCGGUAAUGGGCGUCGAGAUAUUUAACUCAACACUCGUGGAAUGGGGAGAAGACGCUGCAGCUCCUCUACCCGAACAAUUGUCGGAUCUGGAAUUUAUUCAUACCAAUCUCACAGCAAUUCCAGACUCCGUUGUAGAACCCUGGAAGGGCAUUGAGAUUGUUUACAUUGAGCACUCGCAGCUGAACUCGUUCCCGACUGCACUCAUGCAACUCCCAGUCUUGAGUGAGCUCUCGCUUAUCGACAACAAGAUCGCGACAAUACCCGACAACGCCAUCCUGAACGCAGCGUCAACUUAUUUCUACAACUUGGCCUUGUCAAAAAAUCCGUUGAGGGAACCACCUCAAGCUCGAAGCGACAACUUCGACGUCUCGUACUUGGCGCUGGAGUUCACUUUGUUAACAGAGACACCGGAGUGGAUCAACACUAACGUUUGGGACGCUGUGUCUUUGGGAGACAAGAGCUCUUGGGAUCCACUAGGAGACGAGCGCUACCCCACAAAGCUCAUGAUGCCGUUUCGAUCACUGGACGCCUAG
Phytophthora infestans T30-4 is the source of this 690-nucleotide messenger RNA. RefSeq lists its product as uncharacterized. Lineage: Eukaryota; Oomycota; Peronosporomycetes; Peronosporales; Peronosporaceae. Bases 1 to 690 code for a protein of 229 amino acids. The transcript has 4 exons. The record is from RefSeq and is a predicted model, not a curated record.